AGGUGUACGUAACAAGUCAUCGGAUAGUAUCAAAUAUCCCCUCAGAUACUUCAUAACUAAUAACACGUGCACACGAUAGUUCUUUUGGAGGUAUCGAAACAUAAAAAAUAGUGAAUUUUGUUGAGGUGGGGGUCGCUAUCAAAAUUCAGAGAAGAAAAAAACGGAAAUUCGGAUGAUAGAUUUGAAUUGGGAGGAAGUGAACGGUAGAAUCUUCAACGGACGGGCCUUGAAUCCCCACUUGCAGGUGUCCACACGCAGAGCUAAGGUUGUCCCUCUUCUUGACCAGCGGAAUAGAUAUCCCAGACAAGUAUCAGUUGAACAUUAGCAGGCGAAUAGAUAGGUUCACCCUUCAGACCCACAAUGCGGGUCAGCUCGAGAUUUUUCGUUGUUUUUGGCAUUCUCCACUUAACCGAAGCCGAGAGCAACGAAUUCCCCGACGAACAUUCAAUAACCCACAUAGACGUGCAAAGAUUGAGGCCAAGAAGUUGGAAGUCCCAUCAAUCCCGAGAUUCAGGUGACAUCGAGGGAGCAUUUAAGGUCCAGUGGACAGGAAACGGUGAUUUUCGCGGGCACCAUCAAGUGCCGCAAUCGAGUCUGGAGACGGAGCUGCCCCCGUGGGACUCGCAGCUCCAGACAGUCCACGAGGAGGGUUCAAUAGAUUCCGACCGAUCAUCGCCGUCGCCAGUGCUGCAGCCCCCCUUCGAAUUCUACUCCUCAUCGAUCCACGACUUUGCCAAUGAAAACCCCAUCCCGGAGUCCGCGAACGACGAGGAAUCAUCGGAAAACAGUUCAACAAUAAAAACAUUGAGAAUCUACGAGAUUACAAAAUCCAAUUCAUCAUGGGGAUUUCGUAAUGAGAAUGCAAUAACAACUGGACGCUCCUUCGUUAUAUCAGACCCGAGCAGCGAGACAAAGUCCUUUGACUCGCUCAGAUCAGCGAUCAGAAACAAAAAUACAACGAGAUUGAACGGUGUCAAUCGCGCCAAUGAUAGUGGUGGGAGUGAUGGCGGAGCUAAUGGACUGAAUGACAGAUCGGAUGGAAUAAUACCCAGGACAAAUGUAAUAAGAGCCAAUCCUGGGAAAGCCAAUGCACUCAGGGGCCACCGCAAAUAUCAGUCUAGAGUUGACAGUGACGAAACGUCCGUGAGAAGAAACAGUUGGGGGAAUACGCUCAGGCACAAUUGGAGGAGGCCGGCUAGUCGGGCCAAUCACUUCAGGUUCAGUGAUUCCGGUGAGAAAGUCGGCGCGGUACCGGGGGUCCCCGGUCGUGAUUACCCAGUGCAUCAGGAGCACACCCACCAUCAGCUGCGAAAUGUUGAGGGCAGGUUCCCAUGCCCGAAGGAUCCUGUCAAACAUUUCUAUCGCGCGGAUCGCGCGUCUCGCUGUCAGAUAUUCUACGUGUGUUUUGGUGGAGAAACGGGAGUCCCUAUGGUCUGUCCGAACGGAACACUCUUCAAUCAAGAAAUCCAAGUCUGCGAUUGGUGGUUCAAUGUCGUAUGUUGAUUAAUCCCAAGGAAAUCCCUUACAAACAUGCCAAAAACAAAAUCCCCGAAAAUUUGAAUAAUUUCCCUCACUUAUUUAUAAGAAGUGAAUUUUAAAAACCAAGUAUAACUUCUAUCCGAACGUAAUCGGCCUCAUUAUUCCUGUUUUUUAUCAAAAUUUCAUCGCGUAAUUUAUUUGAAAAAAAUUGGAGAACAAUUGUCGCAUGUGUAAAUCGAAUAAACUGAUGAGCGAGUGA
This is a messenger RNA of Diachasma alloeum, 1738 nucleotides long. RefSeq lists its product as uncharacterized. NCBI's taxonomy places the organism in Eukaryota, Metazoa, Arthropoda, Insecta, Hymenoptera, Braconidae. The coding region runs from base 361 to 1503 and encodes 380 amino acids. Gene Ontology annotation, cellular component: extracellular region. Gene Ontology annotation, molecular function: chitin binding. The transcript has 4 exons. The record is from RefSeq and is a predicted model, not a curated record.